Molecule: messenger RNA, 237 nt
Organism: Cooperia oncophora
Lineage: Eukaryota; Metazoa; Nematoda; Chromadorea; Rhabditida; Trichostrongylidae
Source: the annotation of a GenBank genome assembly
AUGAAAGAGUCGGUCCUCUUGCUUGCGUCGUUCGAGAAAACUAUGGACCAUCUGUUUGAAGCUGCUUUCUUUUCGCAGAAGGAUCCUAUUCAUGGCGUUUCGGAGUGUAUCAUUCUCGGUAUACCAAUAUCGAUAGGAACCGGUAUGUUCAAACUGCAUCAGAAGCUGCCGGAACCCUCUGAUUACAGCCCUGGAGAGCCUAUUUUCAUGAAACCCGAGUUUCGGUUAAAAGUGUAG